Messenger RNA from Anopheles nili, 294 nucleotides. RefSeq lists its product as uncharacterized. Lineage: Eukaryota; Metazoa; Arthropoda; Insecta; Diptera; Culicidae. The record is from RefSeq and is a predicted model, not a curated record. Bases 73 to 294 code for a protein of 73 amino acids. The transcript has a single exon. Gene Ontology annotation, biological process: mitochondrial respiratory chain complex III assembly.
GAUUCGCCAGUACGACGAAACCAUUUGGCAACAGGAGCAGCAGGCGAAGAAGUAAACAAGAAAUCCUGAGAAAUGUACGUUUGGGUAAAAUCCGUAGUAUACUUGGCUUUCUUCAGUGGUCUGGGAUAUGGGCUUUUGGAGUUAACCAAACCUAGCGACGAGAAGCUUAAUCAGUUUCGAAAUCCUAAUAUAGUUGAUACUGAGGAGAAAAGUAAAAAAGCUCUGUUUAUGAAGAAACUUCAGCAAGCCAGUUACGAAGAACCUAUAUACUUGAAGAAAAAGGGUGAUCAAUAA